GCCCCCCUGUGUUUGUGGCCUGCCCUUGGCAAGCCCGUCAGACCCUGGUGUACCCUUGGACAAGUCUCUUCACAGCUCCACGCAGUGUCGCGCUGUGUUCCACUGGAGGACUCAAGGAGUAUCCUGUCAGCCUUCCCUGUCAACAGAAAGGCAUCCAAAGGCACUGAAAGGGCUGCUGACUGUUGUUACUGCAGAGAAAAUUGAGUUCAGAGACGUUUUGAACCAUUUCUGAAGAAGCAGAAGCUGAGGAGAGGUGGAUGAUGGAGCAGUUCAGGGACUGCAGUAGCAGCCUUAAGGCUCCUGUGUCUCCAUUAGAGGAAAACUGCAUCACACCAUCAGUGUCUCCUCUGUUAUCUGCUGCAAUGAGGAUGGGAGAGGAGCUGUGGGCACAAGCAUAUGCGCCCAGAGACUUAUCUGCAGAGAUGCUGGUCAGAGCUCCUGAGCUGCCAGAGCUUCGUCCUCCCAGCCCGCGGUGUGAGACUGGCGGAGAGCCGAGUGCCAUCGGCGGGCACGGUGCCAGCAGUGUCCCCAGGCCGGGCAGUGCCGGCUGUUUUACACUCUGCUUACCCCUGGAUGAGGGCACCGUGCCGGUGAUUUGGGAGCUGUGGAACAUCCACCUCAGGGAUGAGGAAGAGCAGCUUUGUCCGGCCCCAAUCCUGCUGGUGAGACCCAGGAGCCGCCAAGAGCUCUCCCUCAGCCUUGCCAGGGCUGUGCUAGCAGCGGGUGUCGUUCUCGUGCUCCAGUCUGCAGGAUCAGGCCCAUUCCAUGGGAAGGAAUGGAGGUGGACAAGCACAGCAGGUGCUGCACAGGAUGGUGGCUGCCGGAGGCAACAAUUCAGCUGUGUGUGGAUGGAGCCAUCGCUGGGGAAGCCGCUCCACGGUCCAGCCGAGGGCAGGCCCUUUGUUCCCGGCACCUGCACUGGGUGAGGAGGGACACUGGACAUGCCUUGGAUUAAGAUAGUUCUGCCACUGCCUUAGCAGUCCUGUGCCAUGCCUGGUGAUGACCAUGGGGCCAUUCUCCUGAGCAGACUGCUCUGUACUCAGCCACUGGCAGCAUAACAACAGAGCUCUUUGGUACCUGUGGAGUCCCACUGCAAGAGUCUGAGCACCUCAAAUUUGGCUCAGAAAAUCUGCCCUUGCACAGCCAGCGAGAGGGUUGUGAAUCCUGGGGACUUGACUGUUCAGUUCACCAACUGGAAAGUAUUUUGCCAGGUUACAGCUAUGGUUUGAGCACUUGAGGUGAAAGCUGGUGGUGGGUAGUGGAAUCACGGGUUCAGCAGCAGCCUUUGUGCAUUAGAGGCUCUGUUUGGAGGUUCAGAUGUCCUCACACCUCUGUUCUGAUACCUGUGUGUUACGCUCUUUCAGGUAUCUACUUGAAAAUAAGAGUGGGGCUCUCAGUUUUUGGCUGGUAGGGUAAAACAUGUUCCAGUGGGUACAAGUUGGACCCAGAGUCAAGGAGGACAUUUUUCAGCAAAGAAUGGUGCUAUCUCACCACUUCCAUCCCCUGCACAGGAGCUGUACCCUGGAGCUGCUGUCCCUGGGAUGGCCAUGCCAGCAUCAGCAGGGCACACAUGUGCCUGAUGCCUGCUUUCAGUGCUUGGUCUGCUCACUGGCAGACCAAGCACUGAAAGUCUGGCCUGCUUACAGCAGGUCUGACAAAGUGACCAUAACAGCUUUUCUGCCCUGAAAAUACCUUCCUUCCAGGUAGGUUAAGAACUGAAGCUGUGCUGGUAUAGCUCAGUGUUGCUAAACCCAUCUUCUGGGGCUUUUGAAACAGAUAGCCAAGAGCAGCUGGUGCUAAUCACUGCUGUAGGGACAUCCUCAGCUCCUGUUUUUGUGGUUUCUAAAGGCCUGUUUUGGCAAGACUUUUUUAAAGCUCUUUGAGAAAGAAGAGACAAGCUUUUGACACGCAGUUCUAUGUAAAAUCUCUUUAGUUUUGCCAGUGGCAUUUAUUUGUAGAGACCCUGCAUAUUGUAGAGGCCACUGCUUGUUCCUGGUGAUUCCCUAGAAUGGAAACUUGAACCAAGGAUUUUUGUAAAGAAUGUGCAAUAAAUCUCUGGAAAAGCU
Molecule: messenger RNA, 2066 nt
Organism: Passer domesticus (house sparrow)
Lineage: Eukaryota; Metazoa; Chordata; Aves; Passeriformes; Passeridae
Exons: 6
Coding region: 258-926 (222 amino acids)
Source: RefSeq, a predicted model, not a curated record